AUGCCCUGCACCACAUGUGUGCAGCAGACUAUGGCCAUGGAGGACUUCAGCCCACAGGUCAAUUAUAACAAGUAUUUACACCAUUACUGUUGCCACUUUCAGUUGACACGCUCCGUGGACCUUCGUGCAUGCUGGUGGCCGAAUGUGGAAGUGCAUCUGACGCCUGACACCAAGCAGCAGGAGCUCAACCGUGUUGUAUCAGCAUUGACCGACCACUACGCAGUGCUGUACAUGGGAUGGGGUGCAUACAAUGUGUCGAUUGAAUCCGAGUUCAGGGGUGAUGUGGCUAAAGCCGACGAGCAAUUAUCCCGGGGCCUGCGCGAGCACAUCACAGUGGAGCGAAAUACUGUGUGGCGAGACAUGGCGGCGAUGGAGCGCAAAUAUGCUGCAGUAACAGUAAAGCAAGCGACAGCUCCAUUGGGUUUCAGGGCCAAGUAA
Molecule: messenger RNA, 438 nt
Organism: Volvox carteri f. nagariensis
Lineage: Eukaryota; Viridiplantae; Chlorophyta; Chlorophyceae; Chlamydomonadales; Volvocaceae
Exons: 3
Coding region: 1-438 (145 amino acids)
Source: RefSeq, a predicted model, not a curated record